This is a messenger RNA of Macrobrachium nipponense, 1123 nucleotides long. RefSeq names its product ionotropic receptor 21a-like. The record is from RefSeq and is a predicted model, not a curated record. Bases 116 to 1123 code for a protein of 335 amino acids. The transcript is spliced from 5 exons. Lineage: Eukaryota; Metazoa; Arthropoda; Malacostraca; Decapoda; Palaemonidae.
ACUCAGAAGCAGCAUUUGUAAACAGGAAGCGUCGCUUGAAUUUACUCGAGUUUUUGGAAAAUUUCAAGGUACUAAAGCUCGUCAUGCGAUCAAAAAUGACUGGGGAGAUACUUGAAUGUACGGUGAUAACAGUGGUGUCAUUGUGCUGGUAGCUGCAUCAGAAGACGAGUCCUUGUCGCUUCUUGAGUGCCCUCCUGACAACUGGAACGCCUCAGCCGUCGUCGUCAUAUCCACCUCGACCAACUGCAGGAAGACGGACCUCCUGCAGACGCCUUUGCUCUUCAGAACGCCUUCGGUGGCCCUUCUCUGCCCCCACGCCCCCAGGAAGCCACACUCUCAGAGCAGGCCCCUCUUCCGGGUGUGGGCCUGGAAGCCGUUCGUCGCAGCCGACCACUUGGUCGACCUCGGCGACUGGAACCCGGGAGACUUUAGCACCUGGAAACGGCUCUUCGUCGACCGUUUCGACGACAUGACCACCAAGAUCGUCCAGGUAUUAGCACAGACGGUCGACAGGCCACUGUUCUACAGAGAUUCAGACGGGGAGCUGAAGGGGAUGAACCUCAAGAUACUGAGGGCGAUGUCCUCAGUACUCAGAUUUAGUCUGAAUGUGACCGGGAAACGUGGGAGUUGGACCAAUGUGCUGGAGCCUGUGAAGGAAGGCAAGAACGACAUCUUCAUCAACUUUGGGUUAAUGACUCCUGAGAGGAUGCGGGAAUAUCACGUGACAGUUCCCUAUCUUCUGGAAGGGUACGGGAUCAUGCUGGAGGUUCCUCCACUUCUUCCCAGGUGGAAAAACAUCCUGUAUCCGUUUGACUUGAACGUUUGGAUCGCCACGAUCGUGUCUGCCAUCUCCGCUUCGAUCGCCUACCAUCUCCUCUAUCGCCAGUACGAGAAGUCUCUCAUCAACAACGCUAUCUCCAUUUUUCAGUGCCUGCUGUCACGUUCGGCUGUUGUGAUGCCUGAGCCGUGGAGUAUUCGGUUGUUCUUUCUGAUAUGGUCAGUAGGUGCUUGGAUUCUGAAUAUCUGCUAUACGAGCAACCUCAUCGCCGUGCUCUCCAUCCCCGUCUUUCCCAAGAAGAUCGAGACAAUGCAAGAGCUGCAGAUAGCGAUUACAGGUAAGUAA